AAUGGACAUCAUAAGGGGGAGUCUGGAGGAAAUUUCACGCCCCGCGUCCAGCGCCAGGGUCCAUCUUGGGACCCCGGGGUCGAGCACUUCCUUGGAGGUGCUGACGCCGGAGCCAAGUCUGCCCAAGGCCAUCGCCACGGUUGAGUCUCCCCCCGCUGACCGACGCCUCAGCCCUGAGAGCCGUCGGGCAGAGGGAAGCGGCGGGAGCGAUCAAGGCGAGAGAGAGCAAUGCUCUCGUCUCAGUGGCCCGCACCAAGGCUGUUCAGAGGAUGGGACUGGCAGCGAUUGCCCCCGGCUGAUCCAGAGUCCUCUGCCCUCGGACUCCGGUUCCAGCCUGGGGGACUCGGAAGACGACUGCGCCACCGUGGCCUCGUCCACACCCAGGAAGCCGUCACCGGAGCCCCGGAUUCACGUGGCAGAAGGCACUCUCAAGGUCAAAGAGGCAGACCCUCGGCUCCAGGCGGCCAUACAGAAGAUGAAGAGCCUGGAUAAGCUGCUGGUGAAGAGACUGUCUCAGGAAAAGGAAAUCAAAAAGCAAGGCCAAGAAAUGAGGAUAAAGCUGUGGGCAGAUCUUCGGUUGGUCACAUAUCCAGGAGAUUUAGGAAGAAAUGAGGAGAUAGAAAAUACAAGAAAGUUUUGGGCUUUGACCGCAUCAUCUGAAGAAGCAGCAGCAGCUGCUCCUUCCCGCUGUGAGGAAGACGGUGCUGUGUUCCACUCAGUGUUCCACACCCAGCUUCCUCCCGGAGACUACGAGAACAGAGGAGGAGGAGGAGCCGGGCUGGAUCCCGAAAGCGAAAGGGAAGCCGGCGAGUCUUCAGACAAAGCCGGAGAGAAGCCGUCAUCCCGAGGCGAGAGCGAGCUCAGGGCAAACACGUGUCAGGAUUUCAUCAAGAGGAACAUCGAGCUGGCCAAGGAUGCAGGGGGCCAAUUAGUGAUGAUGGAUGAGGAGAAGAAGAGGCUGGUUGAACUAUUGAAAGCCAGUGAAGACGAAGGCGGUGACUUUCCGGCCACGGAGGAGGAGGGGUCUGGCUGGACCGUGCCGGGAGAAGGCUACACCCCCGAGCCCACCGUCUGCCGGCAGCUGGCGGAAAUAGACGCCAAGCUCCGGGAAGUCGUCUCGGAGACCGUCUCAGAGGUUCCCAGCUUUUCCUCAAGACUCCAGGGCCACCUGGACCAGGGCGACCCGACUCCGGGUGUGGUUCCCGGGGACAAGGCCCUCCAACGCAAUAAAGAGGAACGGGACCAGCGAAAUCGGCUGAGAGAGAUAGACCGGCAGCUGAGAGCCCUGAAAGGAGACCCUGUGGAGGGCCUGCCGGGCCCGUCGGAAGAACGGCUCAGGCUCCCGCUGGGCAGAGGCCGCCUGGCUCCAGGGCCGGCGAGUGACCUGGUUCCGCCCAGUCCUACGGACCAGCCCCUCCUACCCUCUGGCUUGGACGGACCCGCCACCGUCGGGUCGGUGGCCCCGGGCCCUCCCGGCUUGGCAGAAGAGGUGGAGGUGGCGGCUCCAGGCGACGCUGACAACAACGAUGAUGUCUUCACGGUGUCAACCCCCCGGGGGGCUGGAGGUCUGGAGAACCCCUCUUUCCCAGAGGAGGAGGGGUGCCAAGCAAGCUGGACCAACGAUCCCGAUCUGUCAGCCGGAGCCCCCCGGCCCGGCGUUCCCAGGACACCCCGUACAGAAGGGGAAUGUAGGAGCUUCAGGCCCCCGGAGGGCGACGCGGCCAAGAGACGUGGAGGUGGAGGGAAGGGCUGACUUGUACGGCUGCCUUGCUGUCUCUCUUCAUCCCCAGUGCCCGCAUUUGGAUAAACAGGAUCCCGGCCUAAUUCAGUCCCCCACCCUGUCCCUUUUCCUGCUGCCUAUCCAGAAUGGAGCAAGUGAUUCCCUCAGGAGGGCAUUUUAAGAAAAUUCUGGACUAAGAUGGUCA
Messenger RNA from Ornithorhynchus anatinus (platypus), 1925 nucleotides. RefSeq names its product fibrous sheath interacting protein 1 (gene FSIP1). The record is from RefSeq and is a predicted model, not a curated record. The transcript has 12 exons. The coding region runs from base 2 to 1753 and encodes 583 amino acids. Lineage: Eukaryota; Metazoa; Chordata; Mammalia; Monotremata; Ornithorhynchidae.